AUGUUCCGAUUUAUCAGUGCUUGGCUACAGGUGGUGCUCCGGUAUAUCGCCGCAUGGCUUCAGGCGGCGGCGGCCGCGGCGGUGGCAGCGGCGGAUAAACUGGAUGCUGCGUCGCUCUCGCUUCAGGGGACGGCGGCCAUGGAUUUUCCUGCUACUGUUUCGCUUGGCCCCCUCCACCGGCAGCUCCAUUCAUUCAGGGCUGCCACGAACAAUCUCCCCGACGGGGUUAGCGAUGGCGAGGUCCGGCGCCUCGAAGAAGAUCUGGAGACACUGUUCACCGAGCUCAAGAUCGUGUCGGAGGCGGACGACCCCAGCUUCACGGCCAGGUGCUGGAUGAAGGAGGUGCGGGAGCUCCGCUACGACGCAGAGGACUUCUUCAACGAGGUCCCGCGCUCCUCCGCCGGCGCCGGCAGAAGCGCUCUUCACACCCUCAUUCUUUCGAUCCCCAGAAAACUGAAGCUUCGGCGCCAGGUUGCAGAAGCUUUCUCAGAUCUGUGUGCUCGUGCCAAGGAUGCGAGUCAAAGACGCCAAAGUUUCCAGCUUGGACCAGCAACCAUCAGACCUGAAUCUGGACAAGUCAAUGUCAGCCGCUCCAAGAGCCUCGGACUUAUUGGCCUUGAGGAGUCCAUGGAUAAGCUUGUCAAACUGAUGGCUUUAGACGACCAAGAGAUUGCAGAGCUGCUGGCUUUUGACAGUGAAGAUACAGAGCAACUAGUUCAGGUGGUACCUAUCUUUGGAUCUGCAGGUGUUGGCAAAACAACACUUGCCAGAACCUUCUACCGUAACUUCGGGGGGAAAUUCCAGUGCCGGGCUUUCGUGCGGGUGUCUCGAAAUCCAGAUAUGAGGAGGAUGCUUUCCAGCAUGCUCUCACAAAUUAAGGCACCGCCGGUUCAUGGCUUUCCUGAUGUGCAGGACCUUAUUGACCAUAUCAGAGGAUAUCUGCAAUGCAAAAGAUACUUGAUUGUAAUUGAUGACUUAUGGGCCUCCUCGACAUGGGAUAUUAUUAGCCGUGCUUUCCCUGAUGGUGAUUGUUGCUGCAGAAUAAUAGUAACCACGGAAAUCAAGGAUGUAGCAUUGGCAUGCAGUAGGUAUCAGUUUAAGUACAUGUAUGAGAUGAGUCCUCUUAAUGGUGAUCAGUCAAGACAGUUAUUCCUCGGUAGAGUUUUUGGGUCUGAAAAUGGUUGUCCUCCAGAUUUCAAAGAAGUUACAUAUGAGAUUAUCCGAAAAUGUGGAGGUUUACCAUUAGCAACUGAAAAUAUAGCCAGCAUGUUAGCAUGUGAAUUAAACAUUGAUCAAUGGAAGCACAUACGAGAUUCUUUACCCUCUGUUUUGAGAUUGAGGACAGACCCUAGUUCGGAAGGGUUGAAAGAAGUUCUGAACAUUAUUUAUGAUAAUCUUUCACCAUAUUUGAAGACAUGCUUGCUAUAUCUUAUUAUGUAUCCAGAGGGAAGCACUAUCAGCAAGGACGAAUUAGUGACGCAAUGGAUAACUGAAGAUUUUAUCGGCGAAGGGCAAGACAGGGAGAAAAUUGCAUGGCAUUAUUUUGAUGAGCUUGUGAGUAGAGGAAUGAUCCAACCUCUUGACAGAAAUUAUAACGAUGAGGUGUUGACAUGUACAGUUCACCACAUGGUACUAGAUCUUAUUAGGUACAAAUCUCUGGAGGAGAAUUUCAUCAUUAUUGUGAGUUGUUUUCAAACAAUUACAGGUCUUCCUGACAAGGUUCGUCGACUGUCUGUCCAGUUCGGUGGUGCAAAAUGUGCUAAUAUACCGGCAGACUUUAUGAUGACUCAAGUUAGAUCGCUUAUAUUUUUUGGCUUCUUGAACUGUGUGCCUUCCUUUGUGGAAUAUAAGCUGCUUCGAGUUCUGAUUCUUCAUAUCUGGGCUGAUCAAAGCAAAAUAUUUGACCUCACUAGAAUUAGCGAACUGUUUCAGCUGAGGUAUCUGAAAAUUGAUUGCAACAUCACUGUCCAUUUGCCAGACGAGAUUCAGCAGCUACGAUUCUUGGAGACAUUGGAAUUGCAUGCACCAGUAAGUGAUAUGCCAUCGGAUAUUAGUUGCUUGCCCUUACUUCGCACGCUGGGCUAUUUUGAUCUCGGCAAGAACUCAAUAGAGAAUGUACAGAGCCUUGGCGAGCUGAACAAUCUCCAAGACCUUCAUCUCACCUGGUCUAACAUAGCAGACCCUGACAAUCUGAAGAACAAUAUGCAAUGCCUGGGCUCAAUUCUCCGGAAACUCGGCAACCUCAAGUCUUUAACUUUAGUACGUGCAGCCUCCUCUCAUGCAGAUGUAACUCUAAUACGUGCAGCCUCCUCUCAUCCAGAUGUUUUAGACGAUGCUGGUGGUGCAAUCUUGGGUAUUUCUGGCGAUGUCUUGAGCAGCGUGUCCUCUCCCCCGCCCCUUCUUCAGAGGCUUGAGCUGUCAGGGCGCUGUUGCAUCUUUGCCAGCCUACCUGAGUGGACCAAAGAACUUGGCAAUCUCUGCAUUUUGAAGAUUUCAGUUAGGAAGUUGUUGAGGAAAGAUAUUGAUAUCCUCAAAGGAUUGCCAGCUCUCAUGGCUCUCUCGCUGUACGUUUGUACUGCCCCUGUAGGAAAGGUCGUCUUUGAUAGUGAGGGGUUCUCAAUUCUCAAAUACUUCAAGUUUACAUGUGCUGCCCCAUGCCUGGCAUUUCUGAUAGGAUCAAUGCCUAGCGUCCGGGAGCUUAAGCUAGCAUUCAAUGCUAAUAGAAUGGAGCAAUACAGCCAGAUAGUUGCUGGCUUAGAGUACCUGAUAGAACUUAAAGAGAUAACUGCAAAAGUUGGGGGCACUGGUGCGGAUGAAUCUGAUAAAAGGUACGCGGAGUCGGCAUUGAGGGGCGCCAUUGCCAAUCAUCCAUGCGCUCCUAUAAUCACAGUACAAUGUGUAGAUCGGAUUUUGUAUGGUGAGGACGAUACGAGUGCCGUCACACAAGAACAAGAACACUGGACUCUGGAAGAAGAACAUGAGAUACAAGAGGAAUCACUUGAUCCUCUUCCUGAACUUAUUCCCAUUCCAAGCACACAAACACAAAUGAGAGAUGGAAGCCAGAAUGGAGGAACAGAUAGCUCAAGGGAGGUGCUGACACAAACAAGAGAGGGAGUUCAGGAUGAAUUAAUAGAAAGAUCGAUGGAGGUCCUGACACAUGAACGGGAACACUUAACUCUGGAAAGACAACACGAGAUUCAUGAGGAAUUGCUUGAUCCUCUUCCUGAAGUUGUUUCCACUUCAAGCACACAGACACAAGUGAGAGAGGAAGUGCGGGAUGGAGAAAUAGGGAGAUCGAUGGAGGUGCUGACACAAGAGCAAGAACAGUGUAUCGUGGAACAACAAGAUGAAAUGACAGACGGAGUGCUGGAUGUACAAAUAGGGACAUUGAUGGAGGUGUUAGCACAAGAAGAGCAAUGGCGGAAUAAUAUGCAGAAUAGUGGAAUCGGGAGAUCGAUGGCGGUGGUGAGCGCUUCCCAUGGCACCUUGGAUCCCCUACUGGACAAGCUCAAUGCUUUGCUCAGCGAGGAGUAUGGCAACUUGGAAGGUGUCCUCCAUGAAGUCAGUGCCCUCAAAUCUGAGCUGACAUUAAUGCAUACGGCGGUGAGAAAGUACACGAUGCUAGAAGAUCCAGAUGUCCAGGUGAAGUUAUGGCUAUCGUUGCUGAGGGAGUUUUCCUAUGAUGCAGAGGAUUACAUUGAUAAGUUCAUUCACCAGCUCGACAAUGGCGGACAUCAUGGCGGAUUCAAGCAGAUCUUCGGCAAGACUGCUUGCCAGCUGAAGACGCUUGGAUCUCAGCAUGAAAUUGCAGAAAAAAUCGAUGAGCUGAAAGAUCGUGCCAAGAACUUGAAAGCGAGUAGUUACAAGAUGGAUGAUACUGCUUGCAUCACAUCUUGCCAUUCCACCGUGGAUCCCCAGUUGGCUGCUCUUUUUGUUGAUUCUGCACACCUUGUGGGCAUUGACAGUCCAAGAGAUGAUCUUGCCAAGUGGACGGUCGAAGUAGGAAACAGCUCGGCCAAGCAUCAUUGCAGGAUGUUAUCUAUUGUUGGGUUUGGUGGAUUGGGAAAGACGACACUAGCGAAUGAGGUGUAUCGCAAGGCUAAAGGGCAUUUCCAUUGUCAGGCUUUUGUAUCAGUCUCACAAAAGCCGGAUAUAAAGAAAAUUCUCAUGAACUUGAUCUCCCAAGUGUCUCCCCAUGGAUUCACGAAAGAUACUUACAAUUGGGACAAAAUGAGAUUCAUUAGAGAGCUAAGAAAACUGCUAAAGGAUAAGAGGUAUCUUGUUGUCAUUGAUGAUAUAUGGUCCAUAUCGGCAUGGAACAUUAUCAAGUGUGCUUUUCCAGAGAAUAACUGUUCUAGCAGAGUUAUAACUACUACACGCAUUAUUGAAGUUGCAAGGUCAUGUUGUAUGGGUCAAGAUGACCGCAUGUAUGAAAUGCAACCCUUAAGUGAUUUUCAUUCUAAAAGAUUGUUCUUGAGAAGAAUUUUUGGGUCCAAGGAUAGUCCCGAUAUGCUGAAAGAAGUUUCAAAUGAAAUUUUGAAAAAAUGUGGAGGCCUGCCGUUGGCAAUUAUCAGUGUAUCUAGUUUAUUGGCAAAUAGGCCAGCUAACAAAGAGGAGUGGGAAAAAGUUUGUGCAUUGGACAAAGACAUAGGUCUAGAGGAAAUGAACAGAAUACUAUGCCUUAGCUACAAUGCUCUUCCAGAUAAUCUCAAGACUUGUUUGUUGUAUUUAAGUAAUUUUCCUGAGGGCUGUGUGAUUGAGAGAGAGAGAUUAGUGAGGCGGUGGAUAGCAGAAGGCUUUAUCUCUGAAAAUCAUGGGCAGAGUCAGCAAGAGGUCGCAGAGUGGUAUUUCUAUGAGCUUAUCAAUAGAAGUAUGAUUCAAGCAGUGGACAUCCGCUAUGAUGGUAAGGCUCGUGCAUGUCGAGUCCAUAACAUGAUGCUUGAACUCAUCAUUUCAAAGUCAGCUGAGGAUAAUUUUGUCAUGGUGAUUCGUAGCAGGCAGACUGGUUUGGUAAAUCGCCAUGGUUGUAUUCGACGGCUAUCAGUCCAGCACAUUGACCAGAAUCUUGCAUCUGUAUUGGCAAAUGAAGAUCUAAGCCAUGUUCGCUCUUUAACAGUAACAUCAUCAAGUUGCAUCGAACACUUGCCUAGUCUUGCUUGCUUUGAAAAUUUGCGUGUACUAGAUUUUGAAGGGUGUGAUGGAUUGGAAAAGUAUCACAUGAAGGGUCUUGGCAAGUUUUUCCAACUAAAGUACCUGAGCCUUAGGGGCACUUGGAUAUCACAUCUACCAUCAGAAGUUGUGAUGUUACAUAAUCUAGAGACCCUAGAUAUUAGGGAGACACAUGUAGAAGAGUUGCCUGCUGAAAUUGUCCACCUUACGAAGCUACAACAUCUUAUCGCUUCAACAGAUUAUGUAAUGCCUGGAAUAAAGAUACCAGAUGGAAUCGGGAAUAUGAGGAACUUACGGGUAUUGUUGGGCUGUGGUAUCAGCUUGGGUUCUGUUGGUGCACUAGAGGAACUCGGUAACUUGACCAAUUUGAAUGAGCUCGAUGUACAGUAUUGGGGAAUAGGAUCCGAGUACAAGUGGCAUGAAGACAGGUUCCUCUCCUCAUUAAUCAAGCUUGGUAGCUGCAAGCUACAGUCUUUUAGGAUAUGGAGGAAGUGCCCUGGUGAUGUCAAGUUCUUAGAAUCAUGGUUCCCUCUGCCAUUUUCCCUCCAAAGAUUUGAGAUGAGCGGCUGCUACAGUUUCAAGUGGAUUCCAUGCUGGAUUUCACCAGCACUGACCAGUCUUGCAUACCUAGAAAUUAAUAUAGUGGAAGUAACGCAGACGGAUCUGUGCAUACUUGGAGAGAUGCCUGCCUUGCUUCACCUGAGGCUAACAUGCCAGACUUUCAGAAAAGAAAGGCUUAUUUUUUACGGCAGAGGAUUCCAGCAUUUGAAGGAAUUUGUUUACGAUGCUGCUGUAUUGCCAUCGGGAAACCUUCUGUUUAUGGAAGGGGCACUGCCAAUGCUCGAGGAUCUUAGCCUAAUCUACUGUGUAUCAAUGGUUAAUGCCUAUGGGUUUUUCUUGGGUAUCGAGCACCUCCCAAGACUGAAAAAUGCACAAAUUCACCUCUACAAACAGGGCGCGGCAUCUUCUGAUAUCGCUUCCGCAGAAGUUACUAUCAGGAAUGAAGCAGAUGACAAUCCCAACCGUCCCAGAGUAACUCUGGUAGAACAUGUAAAGAGGGAGGAUUAUUGCUCUGACGGCUGUCCUAACAGAACCGUGACAGAUCAAGGACUAGAUGCCAAUACAACUAACCAGAAGGGUGGAUCUCGAAAGGCAACAAAUCAAACUUCAAAUCGUUGA
This is a messenger RNA of Triticum turgidum subsp. durum (durum wheat), 6348 nucleotides long. Lineage: Eukaryota; Viridiplantae; Streptophyta; Magnoliopsida; Poales; Poaceae. The record is from the annotation of a GenBank genome assembly.